GGCCACGCAGGCGCGGUGGGCGGGGGCCGCCGGUGGCGGCGGAGAUGGCGUGCGAGGCGGAGCAGCGCCCCUCGGGUGUGUUUGAGUGCCAGCUCUGCGCCCUGACAGCUCCGUACAGCUACGUGGGGCAGAAGCCCCCCGACACCCAGUCUGUCAUCCUCCUGGAGGAGAGCUACGUCAUGAAGGACCCCUUCAGCCCCGACAAGGACAGGUUCCUGGUCCUGGGCUCCCGGUGCAGUGUCUGCGGCCGGCUGGUGUGUGUGGGCCCGGACUGCAGUCUGUUCUACUCCAGGAGGUUCUGCCUCCCGUGUGUCCAGAAGAACAUCCAGGCCUUCCCCCAGGAGAUCCGGCAGGACCUGGAGAAGAGGAAAGUCCCAUCGAAGAGGCCGGCUGGCCAGCCCAGCGCGCAGGCCUGAGCCGGCGUGGAGGCCUGACAGCGUGGAGGCCUGAGCCGGCGUGGAGGCCUGACAGUACGGAGGCCUGACAGCGUGGAGGCCUGACGGCGUGGAGGCCCGGGCCGGCGUGGAGGCCUGACAGCGUGGAGGCCUG
Messenger RNA from Pipistrellus kuhlii (Kuhl's pipistrelle), 549 nucleotides. RefSeq names its product cysteine rich DPF motif domain containing 1 (gene CDPF1). The coding region runs from base 45 to 416 and encodes 123 amino acids. NCBI's taxonomy places the organism in Eukaryota, Metazoa, Chordata, Mammalia, Chiroptera, Vespertilionidae. The record is from RefSeq and is a predicted model, not a curated record. The transcript is spliced from 5 exons.